Messenger RNA from Melospiza melodia melodia, 2987 nucleotides. RefSeq names its product axin 1 (gene AXIN1). Gene Ontology annotation, cellular component: nucleus; beta-catenin destruction complex; plasma membrane. The record is from RefSeq and is a predicted model, not a curated record. Bases 134 to 2662 code for a protein of 842 amino acids. NCBI's taxonomy places the organism in Eukaryota, Metazoa, Chordata, Aves, Passeriformes, Passerellidae. Gene Ontology annotation, molecular function: protein kinase binding; ubiquitin protein ligase binding; molecular adaptor activity. The transcript is spliced from 10 exons. Gene Ontology annotation, biological process: negative regulation of canonical Wnt signaling pathway; positive regulation of proteasomal ubiquitin-dependent protein catabolic process; cell development.
CCCCGCGCCGCCCCGGGCCGCCGCCGCCGCUCCGCGCGGCCAAACAAACUCGUUCACCUUGGAGCUACAGAUAUUGGUGAUUUGAGAUUGGCGCUCAUCCCCCACUGCUCCCACGCAAGCGAGGACCAGAAAAAUGAAUAUCCAGGGGAAGGGCUUCCCCUUGGACCUGGGAGGAAGCUUCACUGAAGAUGCUCCAAGGCCACCAGUUCCUGGUGAGGAGGGGGAGCUCGUGUCCACAGACCCAAGGCCUGUUAGCCAUGGCUUCUACUCUGGUAAAAGUGAUGUGGUCAGAAACGAGAUGUCCACGGCAACACCGAGGCGCUCCGAUUUGGAUUUGGGGUACGAGCCCGAGGGGAGUGCUUCGCCAACUCCACCCUACCUGAAGUGGGCCGAGUCACUGCACUCCUUGCUGGAUGAUCAAGAUGGCAUCAACCUCUUCAGGACUUUCCUGAAACAGGAGGACUGUGCAGAUCUGCUGGACUUUUGGUUUGCCUGCAGUGGCUUCAGGAAGCUGGAGCCGUGCGUGUCUAAUGAGGAAAAAAGACUCAAGCUGGCAAAAGCCAUUUACAAAAAAUACAUCCUCGACAACAAUGGCAUUGUGUCCCGGCAGAUCAAACCGGCCACAAAAAGCUUCAUCAAAGACUGUGUCAUGAAACUGCAGAUUGACCCUGACAUGUUUGACCAGGCCCAAACGGAGAUUCAGUGCAUGAUAGAAGACAAUACCUACCCUUUGUUCCUUAAGUCGGAUAUUUAUUUGGAAUACACAAGGACAGGUGGGGAAAGUCCAAAAAUUUAUAGCGAUCCGAGCUCGGGAUCUGGGACAGGUAAAGGGCUGCCUGGUUAUCUGCCAACUCUGAACGAGGAUGAGGAGUGGAAGUGUGACCAAGAGGCCGAGCCCGAGGCCAGCAGGGACUCGGCUCCUUCCAGCAGGCUGACACAGAAGCUGCUUCUGGAGACGGCCACGCAGCGCGCGGCCUCAGCCCGGCGCUACAGCGAGGGCAGGGAGUUCAGGCAUGGCUCGUGGAGGGAGCCUGUUAACCCCUACUAUGUCAACACGGGCUAUGCUUUGGCACCAGCCACCAGUGCCAACGACAGCGAGCAGCAGAGCAUGUCCAGCGACGCCGACACCAUGUCCCUGACUGACAGCAGCGUAGAUGGGAUCCCACCGUACAGACUCCGAAAGCAGCAUCGCAGAGAGAUGCAAGAAAGUGCCAAAGCAAAUGGACGCGUGCCACUACCUCACAUUCCUCGAACCUACCGAAUGCCAAAGGAUAUCCACGUGGAGCCAGAGAAGUUUGCUGCAGAGCUGAUCAACCGUUUGGAGGAGGUGCAGAAGGAACGUGAAGCAGAGGAGAAGUUAGAGGAGCGCCUGAAACGCGUCCGAGCGGAAGAAGAGGGUGAGGAUGCAGAUAUCUCUUCUGGUCCCUCAGUCAUGAGCCACAAGAUGCCUUCUGCCCAAGCCUUCCAUCACUUUGCUCCUCGUUAUGCUGAGAUGGGCUGUGCUGGGAUGCAGAUGAGAGAUGCCCAUGAGGAGAACCCCGAGAGCAUCCUGGAUGAGCACGUGCAGCGUGUGAUGAAAACCCCAGGCUGCCAAUCUCCAGGACCUGGCCGUCACUCUCCUAAGCCACGGUCCCCAGAAAGUGGCCACUUAGGAAAGCUGCCAGGGACUCUGGGAACAAUUCCUCCAGGGCAUGGCAAGCACGCUACAAAAUCAGGAAUGAAACUGGAUGCAGCUAACUUAUACCACCAUAAACAUGUCUACCACCACAUCCACCACCACAGCAUGAUGAAACCAAAAGAGCAGAUUGAGGCUGAGGCCACGCAGCGAGUGCAGAACAGCUUUGCUUGGAAUGUAGAUUCUCAUAACUAUGCAACAAAGUCACGAAACUACAGUGAAAACUUGGGCAUGGCCCCUGUCCCCAUGGACUCUUUAGGCUACAGUGGGAAAGCAAGUCUGCUCUCAAAAAGGAAUGUUAAGAAGACCGAUUCAGGGAAAAGUGAUGGUGCCAACUAUGAGAUGCCAGGAUCUCCUGAAGACGUGGAGAAAAAUCAGAAGAUCCUUCAGUGGAUCAUAGAAGGAGAGAAGGAGAUCAGCAGGCAUAAGAAAACAAACCAUGGCUCUUCAGGUGCUAAGAAGCAGCUGGCCCACGAGCUGGUGCGGCCCCUGUCCAUCGAGCGGCCGGUGACCGUGCACCCCUGGGUCAGCGCCCAGCUCCGCAACGUCGUCCAGCCCUCCCACCCCUUCAUCCAGGACCCCACCAUGCCACCCAACCCGGCCCCCAACCCUCUCACCCAGCUGGAGGAAGCUCGCAGGAGGUUGGAAGAGGAGGAGAAAAGGGCUGGAAAGCUCCCCCUUAAGCAAAGCAGGUUGAAGCCCCAGAAGAGGCCGGGCAGCGGCGCGGCGCAGCCCUGCGAGAACAUCGUGGUGGCCUAUUACUUCUGUGGGGAGCCCAUCCCCUACCGCACGCUGGUCAAGGGCCGCGUGGUCACCCUGGGACAGUUCAAGGAGCUGCUGACCAAGAAAGGGAACUACAGGUAUUACUUUAAGAAAGUGAGCGACGAGUUCGACUGUGGUGUGGUCUUCGAGGAGGUGCGGGAGGAUGACACCAUCCUGCCCAUCUUUGAAGAGAAGAUCAUUGGGAAGGUGGAGAAGAUUGAUUAGGCUCCAGGGCGGUGAGGACAGGACUGUGAAGGACUCUGGGACCGGAGGAGAAGGCCUGGGGCAGAGCUGCCACCACGGGCACCAGGCGAGCCCAGGGCAGAGGGCGGCAGCUCUGCCUUCAGCACGGAUCUGGGCAAGCUCCAGGAUGGCAGUGGAUGCCCUUCCACCCCACAAACCUGCCAGUGGGAGCCUGGGCUCCCUCUCCAUACCGAAUAUAAGUGUAAUGUAGCAUUGUACAGUGCAUUAGAAAGUGUAAUAUGACCUUGUUUACUAAAGCUGCAUAUUUUUGAUAUAUUGUAAUAAAAGGAAAAUAUUUCCAAUGUCA